GUCCGGCCCGCACGGAGGUCGGCGGAGGUCGAUGUGGGCAAGGGGCCGUGCUGCAAACAGAAGGCCAGUAGAAGCCAGGGGGCCCUGCCCGCACCCUGAGCACAGCAGGGCCAGGGCCAGGGCCAGGGUUGUGGGGAGCCAUGGAGAGCUUCACGGAGUCUCUAAACAGGCUGAGAGACAUCCAUGAGAAUGAGGUCCUGGGCCUGCAGAACAAGCUUCUGGAACUGAACUCAGAGAGGUGUCGGGAUGCCCAGAGGGUGGAGGAGCUCUGCGCCAAGAACCACCAGCUCAGGGAGCAGCAGAAGGCGCUGAAGGAGAACGUGCGCGUGCUGGAGAACAGGCUGCGGGCCGGCCUGUGUGACCGCUGCAUGGUCACCCAGGAGCUGGCCAAGAAGAAGCAGCAGGAGUUUGAGAACACUCUACUCCAGAACCUGCAGCACGUCUUCAUCCUCACCAACGAGCUGAGCCGGCUGCAGGAGGAGAACGAGGCCUUGAAGGAGGAGGUGAAGCGGCUCCAGGGCCCGGGGCCCCAGCCCCAGUGCAUGGAAGGCACCUCAGACCCCCCCUUGCCCCUGCGGCUCCCCUCCCUGGGCACCCAGAAGGCUGUCACCAAGAAGCCACCAGGAGGCCACGAGGAGGCCAAGGACGACCACCCAGAAAAGUCAGUGGGGUACGGGACUUCGCCAGUGGCCAAAAUCUCCCCGGGGGCCAACCUGCCUGAGCCGCGGGCCUCAGACAUGAGCCCCCAGCGUAUCUCCAACCAGCUGCAUGGGACCAUCGCCGUGGUGCGGCCAGGGUCCCGGGCCCGCUCCACUGACCGGGGCUCCACCAACGAGACACUCCCGCUGCCACCCACAAGAAGCAGCCCACCCAGCCCAUCUUCCGAGCACAGCCUCCCCCUGGACAGCUUCCUGCGGGCCUCCCGGCCCUCUGCCAUCACCUAUGAGUCCCUGAGGCGCUCCCUCCAGGCUGACCGCCUCUGCCUCCUGAACCGCCACCUGUCCCUGCACCUUCGGAGCCCCCAGGCCCCUGCCACAGCCCCCAGUGGGCCCUGGCCCCAAGGCCUGAAGGCUGGGGAAGCAGAGGCCUGGGAGGAGCCCGCCGGCCUGCUGGGCCUGCCGGGCACCCCAGUGGACGUGCGGGACCCGCGGCUGGAGGGGGCACUGCACCUGCUCCUGGCCCAGCAGCUGCGGGCGCAGGGGCGGGUGGGUGGCGCCAGGCUGAGGAGCCUGCCCACGCCAGGGGAGACAUCGCCCUCCCCACCAGUAGACUCUGACUCUGAGGGCCUCGAGGUCCCUGAGGGCAAGGUGGCCGGGGCAGCCCUGCCUGGAGGGCAGCACCCACGGCCCACAGGCCCAGGCAGCCCCAGGAGGAAGGAGGCCACAGCCACACAGGACUACGUCCCAGACAAGCCCCUGGACCUCUCAGAGCGGGGCCGGGGCCGGGAUGCCCCCAAGCCCACCAACCAGCCGGGGUCGCUCAGCCCAACUGCCCACACUCCCAGCCCCAAGCUACCCCAGGGAGCGGAGCCACCUGCCCAGUCUGGACCCCAGGGACUCAGCAAUGGCACCAAGGAGGCCAGAGCACCGGAGCCAGAAGAGCCCCCCACUGCCUUGGACCCCCCACAUCCUCUCUCAGGGCCCCAGCCCAGCCUGCCAUCUCCAGGCAGGACAGGAGAUAAGGCCAGAGGGAGGCUAAAACUGCCCUCCCACCCGCAGAGGCCUGAUGCUGAUGGCCACUCAGAGGCGUUGCCACUCGUCCUAGCCUGGCAGGCUGGAGUGGCCUGUGCUUCCACUAGACUCCCAGGCCACCAGCCUGGCCUGACCUGCACCCUGCGUCCUGCAGAGCUCAGCAAGGCCGGAGCACAGCAGCCCGAGUCAGACGAGCUGGAUGAGCCAGACACCUCGGACAGUGAGGUGGGUCCCCGGCCGCAUGUUCGGGUGGGGCCAUGUCGAGAGGGCUGUCCCAGGCUUAGGGGGAGGGUCCUCGCCCUGACCACACCCCCCGCACCCCAGGUGGGCCUGAGCUCCGAGGUGGGGGCCCCGCUGAGCACGCCAGGUGGGGGGCCCAGGUGCUCCUGCUCCAAGGAGCGCAGGCAGGGCCUGCAGCAGAAGAGGAAGCGGGCCUCGGACCCAGAACCAGCAGACCCAUGGGGCAGAGCCACCAAGAAGCUGUCCAGAGGGAGAAGGACCCCAGGGGAGCCCCUGAUGGUGGCGGAGGAGCCCAGGGGCCCGAGGGACCCGGAGGACGGCAGCCCCUCACCCAGCAACAGCAGCUGGGAGGAGACCUAGCUGGCCGUGCCCCGGGCACCACAGCCUGCCCAGAUGAGACGUACCCCACCUGACAGCUCACAGCCAGGACGGCCCAUACCACCAGACCUGCAGACGGCCUAGCACGGGGGGAGGGGACUAGGUCCUGGCCCAUGAACAGAGGGGCUGGGAAGGCCGACAGGAGGUCUUGGGCUGGUCUUUCAAACCCCUUCAUCUUUAUCCAUCUCAGAAACGACCAGCUGUCCCUGCCGCCCCACCUUCGCCCCAGCAGCUGCUCCCUGGGGGGGAGUAGGGGGUCGCUCAGGCUGCAGCCCAGCCUCCAUCCCUGAGGACAGGCAGCCCUUCCCAGGCAGUGCCCCCCACCUCCAACCAUCCUGGACUCCUCCGGCACCCCAGACUCCCGGGGCCCUGCAUGCCUGGCCGCCCCUUUCCUGAUGGGGGCACGGAGUUCUGAGCGGCGGUCUCGGGCGCCCCCUCGUGGAGACCCACACACAGGCGCUGGGUGGCGAGUGCAGGGAAAGUGGCGGGCAGCGGUGCAGCGCCCUUGCAGAGAGGGUCCCCAGAGUGCUCAGAGAACAAAGGUGUAAAGAAGGAUGGCGUGUGCGGCUGGCGGGGUCGGGGGUCAGCCGGGCCUCCACCUGCCUGGGCAGGUGACUCAAGAGGCUGUUGAAUGCGUCCAGGGAUGGGGAGGUCACUUCCUUGCAGGAGGGCAAGAUCAAAAUCAGCGCCAUUUGCAGAGAAUUACAGGGGCCAUGGGGCCGGCCUGGUGGCUUAGUGGUUAAGUUCACACGUUCCACUUUGGCGGCCCGGUGUUCGCCAGUUCAGAUCCUGGACAAGGACCUACACACCACUCAUCAAGCCAUGCUGAGGCAGCGUCCCACAUAGAAGAACUAAAAGGACGUACAACUAGGAUAUACAACUAUGUACUGGGGCUUUGGGGAGAAAAAAAAAAAAGAGGAAGAUUGGCAACAGAUGUUAGCUCAGGACCAAUCUUCCUCAAAAAAAACCUUAACAGGGACCAAGGCGCCCCCUGGCGAGGGAAGAGAACAGAGAAUGUGCACCGACACAUUGUGCCCCACACAGAGCCUCCUUCUCACUGACACUCCUGAGUCCCUGGCCCCACAUCUGCCACUGACCCGUCAGCCAUCUGAAUGACCACAGGGUAGCUCAUCCAGGAUCUACCCACAGCCCUGGGGGAUAUUCUGCCCCUUGGGUCAUUGUCACUUUAGGAGGGCGUGUCUCAGCGCCUCCAUGGAAGGAGCUUAAACAGAUUCCUGGGCCCCACCCCAGACCCACCGAAUCAGGAUGGCAGGGUGGGCCUGGGAUUCUGUGUUUUAAGAA
Messenger RNA from Diceros bicornis minor, 3611 nucleotides. It is a transcript of the gene RBBP8NL, whose product is annotated as RBBP8 N-terminal like. Gene Ontology annotation, molecular function: double-strand/single-strand DNA junction binding; double-stranded DNA binding; damaged DNA binding. The record is from RefSeq and is a predicted model, not a curated record. Gene Ontology annotation, cellular component: site of double-strand break. NCBI's taxonomy places the organism in Eukaryota, Metazoa, Chordata, Mammalia, Perissodactyla, Rhinocerotidae. Gene Ontology annotation, biological process: double-strand break repair via homologous recombination; DNA double-strand break processing involved in repair via single-strand annealing.